Chaetomium fimeti is the source of this 966-nucleotide messenger RNA. RefSeq lists its product as uncharacterized. Bases 1 to 966 code for a protein of 321 amino acids. The transcript is spliced from 2 exons. The record is from RefSeq and is a predicted model, not a curated record. Lineage: Eukaryota; Fungi; Ascomycota; Sordariomycetes; Sordariales; Chaetomiaceae.
AUGUCUAGAAGCAGCCCCCCUCCGCCGCCGCCGCAAGAUGCCAUCGAAACGUGGCAGGGCAUCUUUUCCAACGGCCCUUACACGUCGCUAAAGAUGGUGGAGUACAUUCUGCAGGCAGGUAGGAAGGAUAUCCGCUCCUUCGUGGCGGACCCGGUCGGGACCGUGACCGGUAUCACUGAAACUGCCAUUGCCGGCAAACAUACCCUUGAUCAAAUGCAGCCUGUCUGGGCUAGCAAGACUGGCCGCUGCACAUCUUUCGCAGUCAAGGCCACCGCCGCCCUAUCUCGAAAGGUCGACGCGAAAAAGAAGCCGGUGUAUAACUUUGCCACCUACGAUUUGGCGGGCCACCGCGUCGCACGCUGCCUCAAUACCCAGGUCGUCAUUGACUCCAGCUCGACCAUCCCCGGCGGCGCCUUCGUUCUUCCCGAGAACCGCUGGCAAAAGUUCGAGAAGACGGAUGCCAGCUGGAAGUUCAAGAACUCCGAGUCCAAGUUCGAGAGAGCUGGUGAUGCUAGCGGGAAAGUGGCAUCGUCGGCCGCCCUUAGUAGCCCUGCCCAAGCCAUGUACCUGUGCCUGGCCGGCGUCGAGGCCGGCGUCAAGUUCAACAUCCCCACCCUGUUCCGCAGCGUCGGCCCCCAAGGCCAGCCCCUGUACCAUGGCAUGGUGGCCUGGAUGCCGUGCAAGCGCUGCAUUGAGCUCGUCCCCGAUAUUAGCAAGGAGAAGAAGAAGCUCAAGCUCAUCAUCCAAUGGGGGAAGAAUACGGCCGGCGCCGGAACCGAGGCGGAUGCCGCGACGUGUGCCGACGAGCUGGAACAGUUUGUCAAGAACUACGGCGGCCCCAACGGCCCCCAGCAGUGGGCGGCUGACGGUAUCAACACCUUCAGCGAUAUGAUGUUCGCCGAAGCUUGUGCGCUCUGGGGAUAUCCCAAGCUCGUCAACAAGAUGACCCCCCCGCCCGCCAAAUAG